UCUUUUACAAUGCACUUCGCAGUAUUUAUGUUGUGAAAGAAAGGAAGAUUUUAGUGUUGUUCUGUUGUAAUCCGCGGAGGAAUAGUUAGGGAUAUUUAAAGUGGAGAAGAUGGGAAGUAUAGGGACCAACAUAACGCGAACCACGGGGAAAGGGAAAAGUAAAGCAGCAUUGCGUGCAGGACUACCGAGAAAUGUUAGGAGUAUGAGCAAGGAGGUCCUUGAAGCAACGUUGCAGAAAAAGAGAGAAUGUAAUGCAAAAGCCCAAAAAAUAGUUGAGAGUUUACUGGAGAAAGAUAUCAAUGAAGAAUGGUUCGUCGGCUGUUUGAAAUUUAUUAGUGAUACCCACUUUCAAGAUGUAGUUGAAGAAAGGGCAAUCACUAAACUUUGCGGAUACCCUUUGUGUAAUGGUAUUUUGAAGAACAUUCCAAAUCAACAGUAUAAGAUAUGCACAACACAGAAUAAAGUUUAUGACUUAACGGAAAGAAAGAACUUCUGCAGUAAUCAUUGUUACAAGGCAGCAAAAUAUCUAAAGGAUCAGCUUCUGACAAGUCCACUUUGGCUGCGUGACAAAGAAGAAAUUCCACCGUUCAAGCUGUUGUCAAUGAGUAAAUCAAGUGGCAUGGUUGGAGAUGAGGUACACUUUCAACAAGAAAGUCUUGUGGAUGAAAUAACACAAUUGAAAGAUAACAACUCCAAAAAUUUAAGUGCUAUAUUAACAGAAUCUGAAAUAAAUGCAGGAUUACAAAACACUACAAAUGAAUAUGUAUGUGUAAUGAAGACAGAAUUUAAUGAAAUUCUCUCUGAAAGUAGUAAAAAUCUCAAUUUACCUUCAGAAAGCAAUGGAAAUGUAUCUAAGGCAAGUGUAAAUGCGAAUGAGUAUGCUAGAGUUAAUGAAAUUAAAGAGGAGGAUAUAUUGGAACAGUCUGAAAAAGUAACGCUGACAAAAAAUGAGUGUAGUGGUGUUGAAAUUCAAAGUGGUUUGGAUUAUCAUAGCCUCGGUGCUAAAAUGGAAAGUUUGAAGGAGAAAAAAACAGCUUCAGAAGAUAGUAAAGACGCUGUAAAGAAGAAAAACACAAAUAUUCGGAAAAAAGAGAAAAAGGAAAGUUUAGAUAAACAUUCAGCAACCAAAGUACAUAUUAAUAAACAAGAAGAAGCUCCAUUAACAACACUGCUAGUUGAGAAGUGUGUACGAGAAUGGUUUACACUUGACUCAAUGUACUUUCUUUUUGGUGAGGAGAGAAUGAAGGAAAUGGUUGCAGACAAGGAUAUAACUCAUUACUUCAAACCUACUGAGAGUGAUUCUUGGGAUCCAGGUAUGCGAGAGCGUUACAUUGCUAUAUGCAAGAAACUCAAUUUAUUGGAACUGGAAGAUAUUAAUUAUGACAAUAAAAUUACCAAGGAGAAUAAGGAGCUGAGACCACUACCAGAGUAUUCCAGUAUUAAGGAAGAGGGACUGAAAAUGCAGUUGAAGGUUAGGGCAUUUUUUGCUGGAAAAACUGCCUACGAGGACUCUUCAGUUGAAGAUAGUUCACAAGAAAAUGAGUCCAGUGGAAAUUUUAUCCCACUGGUUGAUCUGCAUUCAAAGAAUGCUCUUCGCAGGAGAAUAGUGUUGGACCGCUUCAAUAGAAUCUUACCCGACCUGUUAUCAACAUUUGGAAUAUCAUCCCGUGACAUAAGUGAUGACCUACGUAGCCUUGUAUUCAGCUUUUGCCUGUCGGCUCACAACAUAACUUUCAAGCCAACAGAAUGGAACUUGUUGGGUCUAAUUGUGUUAAAAAUGCUGUCACUCAGGGACAAGCGGAUCAAGGCUGUUUUAGAAACUGAACAGUCAAAGAAGUACAUGACUAUGAUGCUGAUGGUUUUCCAAGAAGAUGCUGGAUAUCUGGAGAGACUUGUGGCCUGGUUGAUGGAUAUUGACUAUCUUUUACAACAGCAUAGUGGCAGAACAGGGAGUUGAAAUUGUUGGAAUACAACUGGUAUUAAUAUUUUGAUUGUGUGAAAUGUCACUAGAAAUAAAGUGAACUGGAAAAAUG
Molecule: messenger RNA, 2033 nt
Organism: Schistocerca piceifrons (Central American locust)
Lineage: Eukaryota; Metazoa; Arthropoda; Insecta; Orthoptera; Acrididae
Product: putative RNA polymerase II subunit B1 CTD phosphatase RPAP2
Exons: 7
Coding region: 110-1957 (615 amino acids)
Cellular component (GO): cytoplasm; nucleus
Molecular function (GO): RNA polymerase core enzyme binding; RNA polymerase II CTD heptapeptide repeat phosphatase activity
Source: RefSeq, a predicted model, not a curated record